Messenger RNA from Armigeres subalbatus, 2237 nucleotides. RefSeq names its product protein mothers against dpp-like. The record is from RefSeq and is a predicted model, not a curated record. Gene Ontology annotation, cellular component: heteromeric SMAD protein complex. Gene Ontology annotation, molecular function: RNA polymerase II cis-regulatory region sequence-specific DNA binding; DNA-binding transcription factor activity, RNA polymerase II-specific; I-SMAD binding. The transcript is spliced from 3 exons. NCBI's taxonomy places the organism in Eukaryota, Metazoa, Arthropoda, Insecta, Diptera, Culicidae. Gene Ontology annotation, biological process: transforming growth factor beta receptor signaling pathway; BMP signaling pathway; regulation of transcription by RNA polymerase II. The coding region runs from base 168 to 1604 and encodes 478 amino acids.
GAAGCAUUAUGUUGACUAGUGCUGAAGCGUGUGGUUCGCCUGAGUUUGUCUGUUGGGAAGCCUGCAGGAGUUAGUUUUGUGAAUCAAAGUGGAUAGCGCCAUGCCAUUUUUCGAUUGAUCAGAUUCGAAGACGUUGAAUUGGGUGCCAUCUCGAUCGAAAGCUGGAUAUGCGGGAAUACGAAACGCCACCGGAUUACCCCUUCACGAUGGAUACUGACGAUGCGGAGUCAUCGACCAGCAGGGCCAUGUCCACAUUGAGCAGCCUGUUCUCGUUCACCAGCCCGGCGGUGAAAAAACUGCUCGGGUGGAAGCAGGGCGAUGAGGAGGAAAAAUGGGCCGAAAAGGCAGUCGACAGUUUGGUGAAAAAGCUUAAGAAACAGAAAGGUGCCAUUGAGGAGUUGGAACGAGCCUUGUCCUGUCCCGGACAGCCGUCCAAGUGUGUCACCAUCCCCCGAUCUUUGGACGGACGGUUGCAAGUAUCCCACCGCAAAGGACUUCCUCAUGUCAUAUAUUGUCGCGUCUGGCGUUGGCCGGACCUGCAGAGUCACCAUGAACUGAAACCGAUUGAAAUGUGCCAGUUUCCGUUUAGCACCAAACAGAAAGAGGUCUGCAUCAAUCCGUACCACUACACACGUGUCGAAAGUUCAGUUCUCCCACCGGUGCUUGUUCCACGUUUCUCCGAGUUCCCAGGUCACUCGAUGCUGCCUUUUCAUGCAAUGAACGAACCUACCAUGCCGCACAAUGUGAGCUACACGAACUCUGGCUUCAACAAUCCGCACAUGGGCGGAAGUGGGCCAAAUUCGCCUAUUUCCUCACAUAUGAGCCCGAACAGUCCAAUCUCCUCGGUGUCCAGCCCGGGAUCGAUCAAUUCUAAUCCACAAAGUCCUUACGGUUCACUACCGGGAACGCCUCCUCCGGCAUACAGUCCAUCUGAAGAUGGGAGCAAUGUGAGGAAUCAGGAGAGCAGCCAGAUGCAGGGUGAAGGAGAUCCGGUCCAUUUCCAGGAACCUCCCUACUGGGCCAGCAUAGCAUAUUACGAGCUGAACUGCCGAGUUGGUGAAGUGUUCCAUUGCAAUACAAACUCCGUGAUAGUGGAUGGAUUCACAAAUCCAUCCAAUAACUCCGAACGCUUCUGCCUCGGUCAGCUGAGCAACGUUAACCGCAACAGUACAAUCGAAAACACACGUCGUCACAUCGGAAAGGGGGUGCAUCUCUACUACGUGGGAGGUGAAGUGUACGCGAAGUGCAUCUCGGACAUGGCGAUCUUCGUCCAAAGCCGUAAUUGCAAUCACUCUCACGGGUUCAACCCCAGUACGGUGUGCAAAAUCCCACCCGGCUGUUCGCUGAAGAUCUUCAACAAUCGGGAGUUCGCUCAGCUUCUGUCGCAGUACGUAAACAGAGGGUUUGAAGCGGUUUAUGAGCUGACGAAAAUGUGUACGAUACGCAUGAGCUUUGUCAAAGGCUGGGGAGCUGAGUAUCAUCGACAGGACGUCACGUCCACACCCUGCUGGAUCGAAAUUCAUCUGCACGGACCACUGCAGUGGCUGGACAAGGUCCUGACUCAAAUGGGAUCACCACACAAUGCAAUUAGCUCGGUGUCGUAAGACGGAUGUGAACAUGGAUGAUCGAGCGUCGGAAUAUUAGAUGAGUGUUAGAAAAGAGUGAGGGUGUGACUAUGAAUAAUCACUGAUAUGGCAUGAUUUCGUCUUAAUGUAAUUAGUUAAAUACUUUUUUAUGAAGAUCUAUUUGAAUAAACUUAAUUUUAUAAAACAUUAGUUUUCAGAUACAAUUAUGGAGGAGUUUGUACUUCUGAAGAACUUCUUAUUAGAUGCCUUACGUCAUACACAUUGUGGCGGUUUACUUUUAGAUGCAUUUCAUGCAUAAAAUUUGCGUUAGUUGCAGUUAUGAGUAAGAAAAGAAGUGUAUGCAGGUUAGAGUAGUUUUCCUUACGCAAUAUAAUAUGAAAAGCUUACAAAUGUCUAGAAGAUAUGAGAUAGUUCUAAAAAAUAGUAAGAGAAAUAGUGGAGAUUCAUAUUUCGAUGAACUGAUUUUUAUUUACAAUUGCAAUUGUGAGGUGAUUUAUCGUUGUUCUUCCAAAAUUGAUAAUGUAGAAUAUCAAAUAUUGAUGCAAGCGAUUGUUAAGGAACAAAAUUAAAUCAAUUUUUGGCUUUUAUAGUUUAUUUAGGUUUACCGAAAGAUUAUAAUAUCAAUAUCAAUCAAUAAAUCAUUACCUUUAA